AUGAGGCGUUUCCUGAGCAGAAAGGGCCGCUUCUCCCUGCGCCAGAGCAAGUCGGGAACUCGGAGUGCCUCCAAAGAUUUCUACCUCGGCCUCCCAGCCACCAAUCAGAACUGGCCAGAGGCAUUUGGCUUCCGACUUGGAGGCACUGGGCCCAGCUAUAUCCUGUCUGUUGUAGAAGGCAGUAGUGCCUACCUGGCUGGCCUACAGCCCGGUGACCAGGUGGUGGAUAUAGAGGGCCAGGAUGUGACCAACCUCAGCACACCGGCGCUGAUCGCUCUGGCUCAGACCCUCAAGACGGUCCCACCGAGCAUCGGGGUGGUGUCACGCAUUGAACAGAUUGACAUCAACCCUGGCCCAGAUGGCCGUUUUGGCUUCACCAUUGUGGGAGACAGCCCGCUAAUGGUUGAGGACUGCAUGCCUAAUGGUCCAGCUGGCCGCAGCGGCCUCAAGGCAGGGGACUAUGUCAUGGAGGUCAACGGCAUUCCAGUGAAGCACCACGAAACAGCAGCCGCCAUGAUAAAAGCAGCUCAGGGACGACCUCUGCGUCUGGGUGUGCUCAGCAUGGCUCGUCGACCAAAGCGGCUGAGCAGCAGCAUGAGGGUGCUGUCACAGAGCGGGGACAGCGUCAGGGAGAGCCGGGCCCACAAGGCCAUGGAGUUCAAUAAAAAAGUGGAGGAAGUGUUAGGAGAGGAGCCAGAUGUGAAGGAACAGCUGUUUGAGGUGCUAAAGCAGUAUGCUGCUGAGAGGGAUGUGGAGAGCCUGGCUGAGGCCCUGCCCGAUAUUCUGAUCACUGAGGAGCAUCAGCAACUGAUUGACAGUGUCAGGAUCUUCAUUCCCAAGAAGCACCGGGAGCGUUUUGACGAAGUGGUUUCCCAAAGCCUGAUGAGCCGGCUGAAGGGGCGCAGCUUUAGUGACCCCAGCCGCAGCCACCUUCGCCGUAGCCGAAGCGAGGAUCACCCCGAACGCCUUCUUGUCUCCACCCGCGCCAGCUCGGUGCCACGCACCCACGCAGAGGAAGGUGUGGUACCCCCUGCCCGAGGCAUGCGCAAGACCACGUCACUCAUAGCUGGCCACUCCAGUGGCACCACCACAAACUGCAGGACAGUGAGAGUUUGCAAGGGCAACAUGAGUUUUGGCUUCACUCUCAGAGGCCAUGCUCCAGUGUGGAUUGACUCAGUGAUCCCUGGAAGCCCUGCAGACAAAGCCGGUCUAAAACCAGGAGACCGCAUCCUGUUUCUCAAUGGACUGGACAUGAGGACCUCCUCUCAUGAAAAGGUAGUGUCCAUGCUGCAGGGAAGCGGUGCCAUGCCCACACUGGUAGUGGAGGAUGGGCCGCCUACAUUUACCCUUGCAGAGCAGGACCUCGCAGGAGGUGGCGUUCCCACAGAACGGGCCCGCUCUCCUGUGCUCAGCUCCCUCCAGUGGGUGGCGGAAAUUCUGCCCCCCAGUAUCAGGGUUCAGGGUCGCACCUUUGGGCAGCAGUUGGAGCACCUGCUGACCAUUCAGGAGAGAUACACCAUCUGCAAAGCAUUGGAGAACUUCUUCCAGCAUAGGAAUGUUGACACUCUGAUCGUGGAUGUGUUCCCGGUGCUGGACACUCCAGCAAAACAGGUGAUCUGGCAGUUUGUUUACCAGCUGCUUACGUAUGAAGAGCAAGAGCACUGCCAGAGCAAGAUUUCACGUUUUCUUGGAUACAAAUCCCCAGUUCCACCUCCACCACCACCACCUCCCCCUCCUCCGGAGCCCGAAGUUGUCCCUGAGCCCCACCGCCGUAGCAGUUCCAUGAGGGUGACAGGGACCACGUACAGGAGCAGUGUGAGGGGACGUAGCUCUGAUGACCUGGUCAUUGGUACACACUUGGGCAUGGGCCACCGUGCAGAGCCAUUACUGGAGACGGGGAUGAGGCUAGCUCCAGGAGAGAGACAGUCAGGAGAUGGUACCUCUCUCCCUGAAACUCCCAACAACCUCACUAAUCUGUCAGCAGUGUACGCUGAACUGGAGAACAUGUAUUCAGCCAAGAGGUCCAAGUCUCUGAAGAGUCGCCCGCCUCCUGCCCCUGAGAGUUUGCUGGAUCUGGACCCUCCGUCACGCACCGCAUCCCCUACGAUACACGUUAACACAGGUAGCCGCAAAGGCCCUUCAUCCCAUACAUCCUGGCCGGAGCCUCUCCCCAGCCCCCCACAAUCCCAAUUCUACCCAUCAGGGUUAACAAGCCAGACCAGUGGGGAGUCCAACCCUUACAUCAGCCUCGACAGUCCCCCUCCCUCACCUCCAGAACCCCCUGACUACCCGUCUAGCCCCCCUGCUCACCGCAGCAGCAAGCGCCGUUACACCUUCUCCAAACCGCCUCGCUCUGAAGACACAGACCGCUUUCUGGAUGCACUGAGCGAGCAGCUGGGACAGAGGGUGGCCAUUGUCGAUGACUUCUUGACUCCUGAAAACGACUAUGAAGAGGUAGAAUCACAUCAACACUGCACCAAGGAAAAUGGAGGAUUUGUUGCUCCAGAGCUCAGCAGCCCGAGUGAUGUCCAGAGCAGCAGUGGAGAAGAAAAUGCCUCAUCUCUGACCUACUCAUCUUCCUCUGAUCACACCCCACCCCCCAUGACCCCUCCUCCACCCCCACCAGUCCAGUUCAAUGAUCCCCUACCAGGAACAAAAAGCCUAUGAGGAGCCCAGAGCCAGCCCCAGUCCCUCCCCCACUCUCUUUCUGACCCCACGGAGCACCUAGAGCCCCCACCACCUCCUCCGCUCCCCCCACCCUGCUCCCCUCCACCUCUACCAAGACCUAGUCUGUCCAGAAUGGACUCCAACCAUAUGAGUGUAAAGAGGCUGCGCUGGGAGCAGGUGGAAAACUCAGAGGGGACAAUAUGGGGACAGUUGGGAGCAAAUUCUGACUAUGAAAAACUGCAUGACAUGGUGAAGUAUCUGGAUCUGGAGCUGCACUUUGGAACACAGAAGAGCUCCAAACCAUCCCCUCAGCUAGAAACCUUCAAGAAGAAAGAUGUUAUAGAAAUUCUGUCCCAUAAGAAAGCUUACAAUGCCUCCAUCCUGAUAGCCCACCUGAAGCUGUCUCCAGGGGAACUGCGUCAGAUUUUGAUGAACAUGGCCACAGACAGGCUGGAGCCAGCCCACAUCAAACAGCUGCUACUAUAUGCCCCCGAUGCAGAGGAGGUCAAAAAAUAUGAGGAGUAUAGACAGGACCCCAGCAAACUGAGCGAGCCAGAUCAGUUUGUGCUGCAGAUGUUAUCAGUACCGGAGUACCAGACCCGCCUCCAGUGCCUCCUCUUCAAGUGUUCUCUUCAGGAGAAGACGGAGGAGCUGAAAGGAGCAUAUGACUGUAUUUACAACGCCUCCAUGGAGCUGAAGACCAGCAAGAAGCUAGCUAAGAUACUAGAGUUUGUGUUGGCGAUGGGGAACUACUUGAAUAAUAGCCAGCCUAAAACCAACAAAACUACAGGCUUUAAGAUCAACUUCCUUACAGAGCUGAGCACAACUAAAACAGUGGACGGGAAGUCAACAUUUCUGCAUAUCCUGGUUAAAUCGUUAUGUCAACAUUUCCCGGAUGUGUUGGACUUUUCCAAAGAUCUUACGAUGGUUCCACUUGCAGCAAAAGUAAACCAGAGGAACAUCACCUCCGAUCUGAAUGACCUUCAUACGACAAUCCAGGACAUUCGCACAACUUGUCAGAAGAUGCCUGCGACUUCUGAUGACCGCUUUGCUGUUGUCAUGAGUAAUUUCCUGGAAAACAGUCAUCCAGCAAUCCAGUCUCUGGAGUCUCUCCAACAGAGAGCCAUGGAAGAAUUCAGCAAGACUGCCUCCUACUUUGGAGAAGACAGCAAAGCCACAAAUACCGAGGCCUUCUUUGGUAUCUUUGCCGAAUUCAUAAACAAGUUUGAGAGAGCUCUAAGUGAUCAGCAAGUUGCUGAAAUCCCGAAAAGCCCCAGGAGUCCACGAAUGGCCUCCCCGCUGGCCUGGUAACACACAUGCAUGUGUGGAGAUUACAACAUGCAGUUGUUCAUACAGAACACAGUAUACCCAAGUACACAAACAUCCUAUAUACAUAUACUAGUAUAUAAAUACACUAACAUACAAGCACAUAAACCACACAUCACAAUACCAAGCAAAAAAACACAAGUUAGAUGAAGGGAAAAGCAGAAAUAUUGGCAUCAAAGACAGAUAAUGUAGCUUUAGACCAGUGUUGUACUAUAUUAUAUGUAUCUUCAGUGACAAAGACCCGUCAGUAGACUGCAACCUUGUUGAACCGUCUGCUGUUUGAUAGUCGCUCAGUAACAUCGCAUAGUUUAAGUUAUAUUUCUCUAAGCCCUCUAAGUUUAGGUCAUUGAGCACCUGCGUAGUGCGGUACGACAGUGAUUUAAUAAAAUCUUUGUGGCAUAACCCCGAUUAAGACAUAGAUCCAAAAAUAGAUAUUUAAUUUAAAUAUAUUCACACUCGUUGGUUCAGAUGAAAGUACAAAAGCAGUUUUUGGAUUAGUUUGACCUUUUUAAGGUGCCCACCGCACUGAAUGUAACGUAAAUACUUUACUAAGUGAUGCUUGUUUUCUUAAGUAAGUCCUCAGCUUAGGAUGCAUUAUUUGCAGCACUCCUUUAGUUUCAGUAGAAUUUUCCAUUUUCUACCAUGCCAGCUGUGGUGGUAAGAUUUUUUUUUUGUAUUGCUCUUGUAUAAUGCUUAACUCCUGACCCCACCAACUUGUGUAUAUGAAUCAUUGGCUCAAAGUCACUGUUGGUGGAAUUUUCCAUCUCGAACGGUGCCAAUAUACCAGUAGGAUUUAUUUAUUUAUUUUUUGGAUUGUUCAUUUUGUUUCUGCAUUGCUCCUAUAUAAUGCUUUACUUCUUAUCCUACCAACAUGUAUGUAUAUAAAGGUGACACUGGCUCCAGUCUCGAAGACACUGAUAACAGAUUGCCGAAGUGGGAUUAUGUGGGUCUUACAGCGGGCACUGUGCAAUAAAUGAAUGUUUAACUGUAGUCCACUGUUUGGUGUUAUAUCUAUUAAAGUGUAAAUAGGGAUUAUAUUGUGCGUGUAGACUGUACAGAAUAAGCCAGAAUAUGAAGAAAAACAUAUGCUACAAUUUAUAAAGCACUUUGUUACCCAAGUAUUUCUUUUACUGAAUGUGUGAUAUGAUGGGACCAUAGAGUUAUACCACUGAGAGGGCGAAAUAUCAGUAAGUGUAGCAGCAUUUGAUAUCAUUUUCACACACAACUAAUAAUGCAGUAUACCAGCUGUUCAGAUAUUCCAGUGCUUUGUAAAAACUGAAGCUUAUAGCUAAUAUUUUUUGAAAUCAUAAGACAAAUUAUUACAGUAACAGUCAUGUGUGCAGUCAGUAAAACCUUUGUUUUCUAAUGGUAUAAGUUGUAAUGUUCUGGCUAAAGUACAGAAUGUAAACCUCUAAGGCAUUGGUGUCCAUUUAAGGCCUACUAAGUGUUAAGUCUGUGUUUUGUAUUGUAAUCUAAAUCUGACAAAUAUA
Molecule: messenger RNA, 5483 nt
Organism: Oreochromis aureus
Lineage: Eukaryota; Metazoa; Chordata; Actinopteri; Cichliformes; Cichlidae
Gene: grid2ipa
Product: glutamate receptor, ionotropic, delta 2 (Grid2) interacting protein, a
Biological process (GO): regulation of DNA-templated transcription
Molecular function (GO): protein binding
Source: RefSeq, a predicted model, not a curated record